This is a messenger RNA of Scatophagus argus, 2029 nucleotides long. It is a transcript of the gene acta2, whose product is annotated as actin alpha 2, smooth muscle. Bases 209 to 1342 code for a protein of 377 amino acids. NCBI's taxonomy places the organism in Eukaryota, Metazoa, Chordata, Actinopteri, Scatophagidae. The transcript is spliced from 9 exons. The record is from RefSeq and is a predicted model, not a curated record.
GGGUUUGAUGUGGAGAAGGAGGAGGCCCAGGCCAUGUUUGGGAUGGAGGGAUGGAUGGAUGGAGGUGGUGGAGGGUUGAUAAACUCAGCCACAGCACUUCAGACUCUCACUUCUGUCCUGCCCCCCCUCACAUCCCAGCAGGCCCUACACUGCCACGUGUGACUUGGUGUCGUAGUGUUGUUGCUUGCCCGCAGCGCCCCCUGCAGUCAUGUGUGAUGAUGAGGAGAGCACCGCUCUGGUCUGUGAUAACGGAUCAGGUCUGUGCAAGGCUGGGUUUGCGGGAGAUGAUGCCCCUAGAGCUGUUUUCCCCUCCAUUGUAGGCCGACCCAGGCACCAGGGAGUGAUGGUGGGUAUGGGGCAGAAGGACAGCUACGUUGGAGACGAGGCUCAAAGUAAAAGAGGAAUUCUCACCCUGAAAUAUCCCAUCGAACACGGAAUCAUCACCAACUGGGACGACAUGGAGAAGAUCUGGCAUCACUCAUUCUACAACGAGCUGCGAGUUGCUCCAGAGGAACAUCCCACCCUGCUGACUGAAGCUCCUCUCAACCCCAAAGCCAACAGGGAGAAGAUGACACAGAUCAUGUUCGAGACCUUUAAUGUUCCUGCCAUGUACGUGGCCAUCCAGGCCGUCCUGUCGCUGUACGCCUCUGGACGCACCACAGGUAUUGUCCUGGACUCUGGUGAUGGCGUCACCCACAAUGUGCCAAUCUACGAGGGUUACGCUCUGCCUCACGCCAUCAUGAGGUUGGACCUGGCAGGUCGUGACCUCACAGACUACCUCAUGAAGAUCCUUACGGAGCGUGGCUACAGCUUUGUCACCACCGCCGAGAGAGAGAUCGUCCGAGACAUCAAGGAGAAGCUGUGUUACGUUGCUCUGGACUUUGAGAACGAGAUGGGGACAGCGGCCACUUCCUCCUCUCUGGAGAAAAGCUAUGAGCUUCCUGAUGGCCAAGUCAUCACCAUCGGCAAUGAGAGGUUCCGCUGCCCCGAGACGCUGUUCCAGCCGUCCUUUAUCGGUAUGGAGUCAGCUGGUAUCCAUGAGACGACCUACAACAGCAUCAUGAAAUGUGACAUUGACAUCCGUAAAGACCUGUACGCUAACAAUGUGCUGUCUGGCGGCACCACCAUGUACCCCGGGAUCGCGGACCGCAUGCAGAAAGAGAUCACAGCUCUGGCCCCCAGUACCAUGAAGAUCAAGAUCAUCGCUCCCCCAGAGAGGAAGUACUCGGUGUGGAUCGGCGGCUCCAUCCUGGCCUCACUGUCCACCUUCCAGCAGAUGUGGAUCAGCAAGCAGGAGUACGACGAGGCCGGACCCUCCAUCGUCCACCGCAAGUGCUUCUAGAAGGAUCCAUCUUCUUCCAGACCCCCAACCCUUGUCUUCUUUUUCUUGCUCUUCCCAGCAUAUCUUAUUUUAGCCCUCACUGAGCACGAGCUAACAGAUCGCAGAUCAGCUGCCCAAAUACAUCCAGACAGCAAAAUCAACCAUCUUCUUUUGCCGUUUAGAAAGAUGCUACAAAUGUCUUCCUGGUUCAGUAUAUUACUCUGACAGCUGGUCAAAGGGAAGUGAUGUCUUCUUGGUAGCUUGAGUUUGUGAAAUAAACCUUUAACUGUUCAGAACAGAAUCAGAAGAUCCUUCAGCUCAAACGUCCCAACUCACCAUAAAACUGUGAAUGUGGCACUUGUCCUCCAUCUUUAACUUCCUCUUGCUCCACCUGUGGCCCCACCCCCCUCCAUGUUGGUUCUGUUUCCUGUCAAAAAGUGUGUUUUUAUUUUUGAUGAAAAAAAGCUUGAAUGUUGCCCGCUGAUGUUACCUUCCAUCGUUGGCGAGUACAGCACAUUCAAACAGUCUUAUGAUGAUGUCACACAGUGUAUGAUGAUGUCACAUGUGAGCAGGAGGCAUGGCCUCACCAUGCUGUCUGCAUCAGAUAUGUGAAGAAGUGGAAGUUGGUGUGUGAUGACGGUGAUGAUGAUGAUGAUGAUGGAAGUGACAGGCAAUUGGCCCAGAUGACAAUAAAGAGCUCUCAUACCA